Coccinella septempunctata (seven-spotted ladybird) is the source of this 3021-nucleotide messenger RNA. RefSeq lists its product as uncharacterized. Bases 1 to 3021 code for a protein of 1006 amino acids. The record is from RefSeq and is a predicted model, not a curated record. The transcript is spliced from 8 exons. Gene Ontology annotation, molecular function: catalytic activity. NCBI's taxonomy places the organism in Eukaryota, Metazoa, Arthropoda, Insecta, Coleoptera, Coccinellidae.
AUGCACACGACGUCCUGUGGGGAACCAAACGAAAGAAUAGCCCAACAGAAGAAGAUACUGACAGACGAACAAGCCGUAAGCACCAUAGUAGCAGGGGGCGCCCUAAGAAGAGGAAGAAACGAAAGAGGCCAGGGCUUCUGCUGGAUCGACAUUGAGGGAAUUAGAAUGAUCAGCUGCUACUUCUCCCCGAACGAUAAGAGUAGGAAGAAUCUGAAGAAAUGGCUGAAUGACAUGGAAGCAGCAAUACAGGGCGGGAGGACAGCCAUCAUCGCGGGAGACUUUAACGCGAAAUCCGAACAAUGGGGAUCGGAGUACACAGACGACAAAGGCAAGACGGUAAUGGAAUGGAUAGAGAGGCUCGGUUUGGUAAUACACAACGUGGGAAAAGAACCGACCUUCAUCAGAGGAACACAGCGAAGCAGAAUAGAUUUGACCCUAUCCACGGAUGACCUGGCAGAUAGAAUUGAGAACUGGAGAGUCACAUGGCAAGAGACGUUCUCCGACCACGCCGACAUCCGAUUCCCCAUCCGUACCAAAGACGCCAAGAAGAGACUAGAAAAUAAAGGCACCUGGAAACUAGACGAGGCCAUACUAAAGGACCUGAAGGACAGAUUCAAAGAUCACCAGGACCGAAGCACCAGAGAAAGAGAAGGGAAGCAGCAAACGACCGGCCUACUGCUCAAUAAGAGGCUACACGGAGCCAACGAUGAAGAAUAUGCAGAGGCCAGGAGGAACCUAAAGAAUGCUAUACGAAGAAGCAAAAGAGGAAAAUGGAAAGACCUCAUCAAUGACCUGAACGACGACAUAUGGGGCCAAGGAUAUAGAAUACUGCUGAAAAGAAUGGAGAUAGAAGACAGAAGACCAGAAACCGAAGCCGAACCCUUCACAAUGGAAGAAUUACAACUCGCUGCCCAGAAAAUGAAGAAAAAGAAAGCAACAGGGCUCGAUGGUAUAACGGCAGAAAUAGUCAAGAUAAUAAUGGAGGACAACAGCGAGAAAGUACUAGAAAUGUACAACGGAGCAUGGCAAGAGGCAGAAUUCCCGGACAUAUGGAAAGAGGCAGAGUUAGUCCUUAUAAGGAAGCCGGGAAAAACAGAUACGGAGCCCAGCAAUUUCCGCCCCAUAUGCCGUCUGAGAUUAGUAGGAAAACUAUACGAACACCUGAUAAGAGAGAGAUUGCUAAAGGAACUAGAAGUUGGAUGGAAAGAGACCCUCGAAGAACUGAAGAAUAAAGGAAUAUCAGCCCACCUUCAGAACGUGAUGAAAAGUUAUUUCCAGAAUAGGACGCUGAGGACAGCGCAUAAAAAGGUAUGUUUAACAUGUCGGGUUCCCCAGGGUUCUGUUUUAGGUCUCACGUUAUGGAAUAUAACGUACAACGGAAUAUUAGAGCUAGCCGACGACGACCCCGACACAAAAUUGGUUGCAUACGCAGAUGAUUUAGGAAUGAUAACGACGGGGAAAACAGAAGAAGAAGCCUGGGAGAAAACUGAAGAAAUGGCAGCUCUUGUUGGAGCCUGGCUGAGAAGCAGAGGACUGCAAUUAGCUCCACACAAAACUGAAAUACUCCCGAUAACCGGAAGACGGCCAAUAGAACGGACCAAGGCAACUAUAGAAGGCGUAGAGGUUGAGGCAAAGAGACAGCUUAAAUACCUAGGAGUAAUAUUAGAUAAAGACCUCACCUUCCUCCGGCACAUAGAUUACGCCGUAGAGAGAACGAGAGAGACGACGAACGCCCUACGAAAAUUAAUGCCAAGAAUAGAAGGACCCGCAUCAAGAAAGAGACGAGUACUGGUAGCAGCAGCCAUGUCAAGAUUGCUGUAUGGGGCUGAAAUAUGGGCAGAGAGCCUAAGUACCUACACCACUGCCAGAGAUAAGAUUAGAAAGGCGCAGAGAGGAGUCAUGGUAAGUUCUAUCAGAGCUUAUAAAAAUGUUUCAGGUGUAGCAGCGCUCAUCAUCGCUGGGAUGAUACCAGCCGACCUCCUCGCAGAAGAAAGACGAGAGAUUUACCACUACCGAACAGACAAGAAAGAAGCCCGAGAAAAGACGAGAAGAAAAUGGAUGGAAGAAAUAAGAAGCCAUAGAGGCGCCAGAUGGACUAAGGAAUUAAUACAAGACCCGCUGAAAUGGAUGGACCGGGCACACGGAGACCUCGAGUUUGAAACCGUCCAAUUCCUGAGUGGGCAUGGCUGCUUUGGCACCUAUAGAAAGAAGAUAGGAAAGAAUAAUAGCGCCCAAUGUUGGAACUGCCAAGGACUGGACAAGCCGGAUCACAUCCUCUUCUGCAGAAAAUGGGAAGAUACCAGGAAAGAAAUGGCAAGGGCAACAGAAGAAAACCCGGACUUUAAAUACACCAAGCACAACAUCGUGGCAAAGAUGCUCGAGAACGAAGAUAAGUGGAACCUUAUCACGGAAUGGAUCCGGACCGUCAUGAAGGCGAAAGCAGAAGAGGAGAGAGAACGGGAAAACGCCGGAAGGCGAACAGCUCGCCGGAGACAGAGCUAUCGAGGAAAGGCUUCGGACGAUUCGCAGGAGGAAGUGGCGUGGUUAACUAUGGCUUUCUUGGCCCCUCUAGUCCGCGGACAAGAGGUAAACCCAAGAAGUAUCGUAAGUACCACCUGCAAGAAGCAACUAUGGCUCUCUCGGCACCUCGAGUCCACGGACACGGGGAAGACCCAAGGAGCAAUGUUAGUGCUUCUAAUCGGAUCUACGACUUGUCUAUCUCGGCGGGAAUCAGAGCGUGGCCGCAAGGAGUACGCCUCACUUUCCCCCUCGGAACCACGGGGUGGACAUAAUCCGGAGGAGACCCAAGGAGUAACGUUAUUGUCUGACAGAUACCGCAACCUCUCUGCGCAAUCUCCGAGGGACCAGGGCCAACGGCUCCCUAUAAAUAGGUCACAGAACUGCGAUACUAUAUGGGAGUCGGGUCAAGACCUUCCGAGGAUCUACCACGGACAGCUCGAGUUCCGUAAUCAGAGCCAGGGGGAUUCUACGGAACGAAUCAAGCCAGUCAUCAGACUGUGA